Molecule: messenger RNA, 942 nt
Organism: Paramecium tetraurelia
Lineage: Eukaryota; Ciliophora; Oligohymenophorea; Peniculida; Parameciidae
Exons: 3
Source: RefSeq, a predicted model, not a curated record
AUGAGUGAUGAGUAAACUAAGUAAUUGAAAAAAGAAAUCCUGUAAGAUGCAGAAUUGCAAGCUAAGAAAUAGAGAUUUGCAUUAUUUUCUUCUCCAGUCCCACUUGGGUUAGGAGAUGACAGUUACGAUUUCAAAAAGAGACCUCCCAGAGGUGAAAAUGGGAAACCCAUCACUGAGUUAACUAAUGUUAAAAUUGGAGCCCCCAAAAGUGGAAGAAUUAAGAGCUCCUAUUUUAGCUAGGCUACUUUCAAUUCUAUUGGUGAUCCUUAUACUGAUCCGUAAAGAAAAUACUUGUAAUAUGAAUUGGAGAAGACAAAGAAGAUCUUAUUUAAGGAUUAGCCUUUCAAGCCUGCAUCUGGAUAUAAAGAGUUGCUUACAGGAGCUUGGCCUCACAUGAAGGAUUAUGACAUGAAAAGAACAAGAAACUAUAAAACUGCUGAUGGCAGAGUGUGGUCAGCUCCUCGUAAUAUCACAACAAACCCUGCCAACAAGGACUUGUCUAAGGGAUACCCUCAUUAAAAAGAUGAAUACGACAGAUUUCACCAAUAUUAAUUGAAAUUAUAAAUGGACGCCAAAAAAAAGGAAAAGGAAGUAGCCUUCAAGACUACUGCUGCAGGAGGAGAGAACUUCAAUAAGGACAAAUAGGUUUUUGGAUUUGAUGGAAAGGCACCUCCUCCAAACAAAGAAAAGCAUCAUGAUAUGCAUAUAAUGAAACAUGAAUAAAACUUCAAACCUUCCAAUCCGGGAAAAAAGGGCUUUGAAGGAGAAUUUGAAUCAGUUACAUACAAGCCUGAUCCACAGAAACCAUAGAAAAGAGUAGAAUGGCCUAAAGGAAAAGAACGAUUCAAGCCUAACCAUUUAGACAUAUUAUCAAGACCGACCCCUUCAAUAACAUGCUUCAAAUAGAACAUUAGAAGAGUUAUGAGUGCCAAAGGAUUCUGA